Pistacia vera is the source of this 429-nucleotide messenger RNA. RefSeq names its product scopoletin glucosyltransferase-like. The record is from RefSeq and is a predicted model, not a curated record. The transcript has 2 exons. NCBI's taxonomy places the organism in Eukaryota, Viridiplantae, Streptophyta, Magnoliopsida, Sapindales, Anacardiaceae. Bases 1 to 429 code for a protein of 142 amino acids.
AUGGAUUCACUUUCACAACCACGGCAGCUUCACAUCUUUUUCCUUCCACAGAUGGCUGAUAAAAUCAUCAAUCCAACCACAGAUAUGGCCAGAAUAUUUGCCAGGGAAGGGUUGAAGGCAAAUAUCAUUUCUACACACCUCAACGCUCCUUUCGUUUCUUCGAAGAUUGAGAAAGAUAGACAACUUGGUCUGGAGAUCAGUGUUCGCUUAAUAAAAUUUCCUUGUUUGAAGGCCGGGCUGCCAGAAGGAUGUGAAAAUCUACAUUUCAUUGUUUCACCAGAAAUGGCUAUUAAUUUUAAGAUAGCUCACAUCCUGCUUCGACAACCUGUCGAAGAACUUCUACAAGAGUGCCACCCCAAUUGCCUUGUAUCAGAUCGAUUUUUUCCAUGGGCUACAGAAGUUGCAGGCAAGCUUGGAAUCCCAAGGUGA